UCGUGGCUUGAUAAAAACUCUUCGCAAGUUAGAAAUUCGCAAUUGCAAAACGUCAAUUGAAUCACGAUUGAUCAGAUAUACUACAAUUUUGAACCUUCGAACCACAAUAUCGCUAAAGGAUUUCUUCCCACGAUGCUGCUGCAUAACUACAAUCUCAUUCCGUAAGUUUAAUUAAGAGCGCAUCAAGUUCUCGAUGUCUAAUCUACUUUAUCUAUUUGAUACAACAAGAUUGUGUGGUUAAUAAUAAUACGAAUAAAGUGAUCCAAGCGUUUCUUCGAAGAGACAACUGUAUCUCUCUGUCGUCGCGGUCAUCAACCCCAAAUCCCAACGUCGUGUAUCGCGUCAGCUUCACUCACGAGAAGCGUGCGAUCUGUUUCCAUCUUGGAAAGAGGAAAACGGGAUGCGAGCGGGAUCUAACAAUCGCCUCCGCGAUUAAUUCGAGCGAAGUCACGCAUGAUGAUCCGCGUAUUUGCGCGUGGCUCAAGGGUCGGCGGGUCUUAUCCCACCCCCGUUUGCGAGGGGGUGCCUCGCGGAUACACGGCGCGGGAGGCACGCGCGAGAUGACGAUAACGUCUCUCUCUUUCGCGGAGAGCAUCGAUCGAAUCCUGCGCAUUCGGGGGAGGCUGGCCAUAUUACCCCCGCGGAUCUCCCCGAUCCCUUGAAACGCCGCCGUGGUCCCCGCUGCUGGUCGAUGCCGCGGAUCGACGGGUUCGCCUCCGCGAUUCUGGCUUCGCAGGCCGCGGUGUAGAUCGUACGGGAAUCGUCGUCAUCAUGCGGCUCCACAAUCCGGGUAGUUAGGUAGUCUCGCGUCUCCCCCGUCGUCGUCGUCGUCGUCGUCUCUCGACCUCUUCUCCGCCUUAUUAUUUUCUUUCUUUCUUUCCUUCUUGCGUCUUCAUGAAGCCUCGCUUUCGACCGGGGCCGUUUUUAGUUUAGUCUCUCAUUUCCGCGCUGCGCGAGGCUCGAAUCGUCGGGGAGUCGAGGAGCCGGGAUCUCCCAGGAGGAACAUCCGAGGCGGGCACCAGAUUCUCCAUUUGAAGCAACAGAUAGGGAGAAAUGGCGAAUUUCCGGGGAUUUUAUAUACCCACCUUCGGCGCAACGGUCAACGUCGCCUGGGAGACGUUGAAGGCCAUGUGGCCGGAGAACAGUCCGUGCAUGGAGCUGAUCCGCAGCGGCGGCGGCGUCGGCGGUGGCGGUAUGGGCCAGGGCCAUCCCCAAGGCCAGCCCGGCCAUGCCCAGUUCAAGUCCUUCGACGAGGGUCACGACAAUACCGAGAUGAUGACCAUGAACGGGGAUCGGGCGUAUCGAGAUCAGAACAAUGUCGGGAUCGCCGAGGACUCCUUCAGCUACCAGAGGAGCGGGGACAAAGUUCGAACCGGGAGCGUAAGCAGCGGUGAGUUCAGCGAGUACGACGAGGGUGGCGGAGAGUUCGGCGGGCCAGGUGUCAAGAUCAACGAGUGGCAAGCCGCUUGGAACGUUACAAAUGCCAUUCAGGGAAUGUUUAUCGUCUCUCUGCCGUUCGCCGUUCUACGUGGCGGUUACUGGGCGAUCGCCGCGAUGGUCGGGAUCGCGCAUAUCUGCUGCUACACCGGCAAGAUCCUGGUCGAGUGCCUGUACGAGCUGGACACGGUGACGGGGCAACGUGUGCGGGUACGUGAUUCGUACGUGGCCAUCGCCAAGGUGUGCUUCGGGCCAACGUGGGGCGCCCGCGCCGUCAACAUCGCGCAGAUCAUCGAGCUGCUGAUGACCUGCAUUCUGUACGUGGUCGUAUGCGGCGACCUGAUGAUCGGCACCUUUCCCGAGGGCGCGAUCGACACCCGCAGCUGGAUGAUGCUGAUCGGCAUAUUUCUGCUGCCGCUCGGCUUCCUCAAGUCCCUGCAGCACGUAUCCGUGUUGAGCUUCUGGUGCACAAUGUCUCACCUCUUCAUCAAUGCGAUCAUCAUCGGUUACUGUCUCCUGGAGAUUGGUGACUGGGGCUGGUCGAAGGUGAAGUGGACGAUCGACAUAAAGAACUUCCCGAUCUCGCUCGGCGUCAUUGUCUUCAGCUAUACGUCGCAGAUCUUCCUGCCGACCCUCGAGGGCAAUCUCAUCGAUCGCUCCAAGUUCGACUGGAUGUUGAACUGGAGCCACAUUGCCGCGGCCGCGUUCAAGUCGCUCUUCGGCUGGAUCUGCUUCCUGACCUUUCAGAACGACACGCAGCAGGUGAUCACGAACAACCUGCACUCGGCCGGCUUCAAGGGCCUGGUGAACCUGUGCCUGGUCGUCAAAGCGGUGCUCUCGUACCCGCUGCCGUAUUACGCGGCCUGCGAGCUUCUCGAGCGCGCCUUCUUCCGCGGCCGGCCGAAGACGCUUUUCCCGACUAUCUGGACGGUGGAUCGCGAGCUCAAGGUCUGGGGCCUGGCCUGGCGGGUCGGCGUGAUCGUGUUUACCAUCCUGAUGGCAAUCUUCAUACCGCACUUCAGCAUCCUGAUGGGCUUCAUCGGCUCCUUUACCGGCACCAUGCUCUCCUUCAUCUGGCCCUGCUACUUCCAUCUGAAACUGAAGAGGAACUCGAUGGAGUGGAGCGCCGUAGCGUACGAUUGCUUCGUCAUCUUCCUCGGUAUUCUUUUCGGCGUGAUCGGCGUCUACGAUUCCGGCUCCGCGCUGAUCGAUGCCUUCGAGAUCGGCCUGCCCUUCUGAGCGAUCUCGCGCCAGCUAGGUCCUUUUGUUGUUCUUGUCUCGCACCAAAAUAUGAUAUUGCCGAAACGUUCUCGAGCCGCCGAAAUAUUUGACUCUCGAAUUUCAACACGUUGCUCGGUACUCGUGCAAUAAUUGCUGAUGCAUGCGGGAGACUACAUAAAAUUCAAAACAGAAGAACGGAUAAUUGAGAAUUUUGUGCUUUGGAAAAAAUUUGAAAUUUUUCUGAAUAACAUUCUGAUUAAUAAUCAACGAAGCUUGUUUUUUUUACAAAGUGUACUAGUACCAAAUUUAAAAAAAAAAUAUGUAUAUCAUUGCGAAGUCCUUUUUAACUAUAAACGCAAUUCUAAAAAUUUCAUAAAAUUAUAAGAAAUGUCUCUGAUUUUGAAACAUGUCAGUCGAGGAUCAAAUAUUUCACGUGCUCGAGGGUGAUUAAUUAGUAUGAGAAUUUUGCAUCGCGUGUAACUCUAUACCUAUUUCCUAUCACGCAUCAUUUUAACGUCUUUAUUAUUUUUACGAAAUGGCGCAGUUAUAUUUCUUAAAAACGAUCUUUAAUUGAUCAAGCCAUUAAAGUGUAAAAGCGUCUCCCCAUUCGUGUAAAAAUCUAUCGCACGAUCUGUGCUUUCGUAAUGGCACGUUUUAGUUUUUCACGUCGCAGAUUCACAUUUAACACACCAAUUUUCCCAGUUAUGAUAGCUUCGAGCGAGCUGACGUUUAGAGACGUGAAAAAUCAAAAUUAGACGAGAACGUAAUAUUUUCUAAACCCAACUGUAGCGUUCUCUUUUUUCAGAAGGAAGAUUAUUGGCUCCUUAGAGCCGUUAAAAAUUCCGUUGUACGUUUCACGUUUCGGCCGGGAUCGCGACGUUUCUAUAAAGCGAGGAAUUUAUCCAGUCGUCAAGUCUUCCAAUGCCCGAUUUAUGCAUUUGCAUUUCGGGAGCCUUUAGAUAAAAUGAGAGAUCAAACGCGCAUUGAACGUGUGACAAUAAAGCACGAUAAGUAACGAUGUCUUCCACGAUGCAGCAGCAAGCAGAGCGCAGCCUAACUAGUAGUUGACUACUGUUACAGUUUUCUGGAUUUUAUAAUUGUAUCGCUGCGGAGUUACAUACCCGUGUAAUAAUUUUUAUGCGACGCGUCGAAUUGUGAAUCGCGACGACGGGACGGACGAGCACGACUUUGUCAUGCUACGUUAGCGACAGCCUUUUAGCCGAUGAUGAAUCUGCCAAAUAACUUUUUGGAAUAAAGUAGUCCGCCGUGCGCCGUCCCGUCGCCGGAACAAACGAGACGCAAGACGAUGCGUGAACAGUUAUGUACAACCGAGUACAAUUAGUUAUAUAAUCCAACGUCUUCCAAGAUCGUAUAGAUCGUUAGUUUAAGGAGUAUAGACAAUGUAGUCGUUCCGUGAAACUGCAGAAUGCCGCGAUGGCUCGAGAAGUAUUUUAUAUACGGGAUACGUCUUGUAAAAAUUUAUUCUGUACGGACAAUUAGCAACGUGCUACAUUUUUUUUUCAAGAUCCAGAAAUGAGUUUAUAAAAUUUUGGACUCUUGACAUUUAUGGAUCCUCAAGAUAACUAAUGUUUAAUGGCGUGGAUGCUUGAUUUGAUAGAUUUUUAGAUUCACAGAUUAUAGACUCUUUGAAUAAUUGAAUUGGUUUUUGAUAAGCUUUUGGAUAUGUAAAUCUUUUAAAAAUACUCUUUCUAAAAAUCCUUGAGAUCUUGCUUUUUUUUCUUUCCUCAAAGCCACACGAGCGUUCUGCAGACACGGGAAAUUCGCAGGCUAACUAAAACGCGUUAAUAAUCGUGAAACGAGUCUUCCAAUAAUGUCUUCCAGAACGAUAAUAUUGAUAAAAAUAAUAACAAUAUCGCUAUAUGAUAAUGAUGUAUUACUAUUUAUUGAGCAAAGAAUCUUUGUCGAAUGAUAUUAAGCGUUAUAUUGAGAAUUGUAGACGUUAAGAGUUAACUCAUAAGUUACGGUCAUAUGCAUAAUUGAUGUUUCAUAUCAAUGAAUAUAUCAAUGACACAUAAUGUAAGUAAAGUCACGCUGUUCACGAAAUCAAUUUAGAUCGUUAACGAGGGAUCAUCCUACUCCAUUGUAUCAACAAUAAUGAUCAAAAGUGGUUGAAUGAGAAUUGCGUUGGUAUCUUCUCUUCGUGAUUAUCGAACGACGAUAGAUCGGUAAUGUUUGUCGUGUAAAAUUUAAUUUUGCUUUUUGAUAUAUCGUGCGAAACGAGAGAGAGAGAGAGCCUCCCAAUAAUGUCUUCCAGAAUCUCUCUUAUCGGCCUGAGAAAAAUAGAAUGCUGCAACAUAAAAUCCGUUGUAAAAUCCAGAUAAAUAGUUGUUCCAACUAGAUAAUGCUAAUCACGAUGAGAUACUUCGAGAUGAUGUUCUGACGCGGACGAAACCAAGCACGUAUAGGCUUCCAAAGCUCUUUUGCAGAAAUAUUCAUAUAUUUCGCGGCGUUUUCGCGAAGAGCAAACCUCAUCGGUGUGUUGUGUAGGCAGAAUAUACCUAUAAACGUUAUAAAAUGAUGUAAAGCGGCCUCCGUAUUAUGAAAAAAAAAAUAUGAAAAUACAUUAUCCGUAUGAGUACGAGGAGUGAUAAUAUAUUAACAAAAUUUUACGGGCAUAUUUUACUUCACCCGGUAUAAUAUAAUACACAUAUUGUUUCUUUACAGAAUCACACCUGCAAGAAUUUGUUUUCAACACAGACUUAAAUUUUGUUUUGAAUUGCUCUUGCUUACUUAGAUGCAUAUAUUUGUAGCAGGAAAAGUGAAGGAUAAAUUGAGUGGAUAUUUCAUUAGUCAACACAUAUAUAUAUGUAAUUAGAUUUAUUAACAAUGCUUUAUUACUAUUUUUCACAAUAGAAUAAUCUCAGAAAUGCUAUGACUGAAAGCUAUGACUGAAAGUAACAGAAUUACGGAGGCUUGAAAUUCCAAACAUUAUGGAUAUGGCAACGUCAUUUUUCCUAACAAGGAAAAUAAAAAGUUUAUAUAUUAGACAACAGAGUUAGGUUCAAAAGAAGUGCUCUUGAGAAAAUCUAAAAUUCUCACUUAUGCAUUAUCGUCGUUUCCGACGAGCCUAAUUACUAUCUCUAAUAUGAUAUAUGAAGUAUAAAAAAUUAAUAAUCGAA
This is a messenger RNA of Temnothorax curvispinosus, 5798 nucleotides long. Its product is annotated as vesicular inhibitory amino acid transporter-like. The coding region runs from base 1054 to 2676 and encodes 540 amino acids. The record is from RefSeq and is a predicted model, not a curated record. Lineage: Eukaryota; Metazoa; Arthropoda; Insecta; Hymenoptera; Formicidae. Gene Ontology annotation, cellular component: vacuolar membrane. The transcript has 4 exons. Gene Ontology annotation, biological process: amino acid transmembrane transport. Gene Ontology annotation, molecular function: amino acid transmembrane transporter activity.